ACCACACCGGAAAAGUGACGUCAUAAAACAGGAAGUGAAACGUAUAAAACAGGGCGGGUUAAUGUUGACGUUUCAAUUUUUUUUGUUUAAAAUGAAAAAAUAGAAAAUGCGUUUCGUCCCUUUGUCGCACUUUACAACGACGUCAAGUCUCUUAAACGCGCGUGUUUAAUUUUUAAAAAAACAUUUCUCCACAGGGACUUUUAACGUUUUAAUCUUUUUUUUUUACAAAAAUCCCUCAACCGGCCUAACGAAGGCUUUUGACCGACCUCGCCUGAGCAGCCGAAGGGAAAACCCCGCGGAGCAUCUCAGGCGACACCGAGGAGAGGCGAAUGCCUCCCAAGUUUAAGCGGCACUUGAGGGACGAAGAAGUCAUCGGUUCGGGGAGCAGCGAAAGGAGAAAUCUCCUUGCGGACGAUGACUCGGAGGGCGAAGACUUCUUCCUGACUGGCCCCACAAUACCGCGCCUGCCACAGAGGAGCGAUGCCAUCACACAGGUGCAGGGCCGGGUGGACGAGGUGGUGGACGUGAUGCGGAGUAACAUCGUCCGGGCGGUGGAGCGUGGGCAGAAGCUGGAGGAGCUGAAUCUACAGUCCGAGGAGCUGUCAGAUUCUGCUUCGGCCUUCCAUGCCCAGUCCACCAGACUGCAACGUCGCCUCUGGUGGCAGCAGUGCAAGAUGAAGUUGGUGUUUGGAGCAAUCAUUGUCGUGAUUAUACUCAUCAUUGUAGUGCCAAUCAUCAUCAAGCAGCAACACUAACCGCGGAAUGAUGCCAUCAUCAUCACCAUCAUCACCAUCAUCACCAUCAUCAUCAACAUCAUCAUCAACAUCAUCAUUACCCUCAUCAUCAUCAUUACCCUCAUCAUUACCAUCAUCACC
Petromyzon marinus (sea lamprey) is the source of this 875-nucleotide messenger RNA. The record is from RefSeq and is a predicted model, not a curated record. Lineage: Eukaryota; Metazoa; Chordata; Hyperoartia; Petromyzontiformes; Petromyzontidae.